AUGAUGGAAUCAGCUCCUCUUGAUCUGGACAGUCCCUACUGCGAGGCCAAUACUGUCGCUUGGACUGCUUCGGGAAAGACUUUUCAGAUUCACAAUCUCGAAGCUUUCAAGGCCGACAUUUUGCCAAAGUACUUCCCUAACCCGAAAAAGUACAGGUCCUUCACGCGCCAGCUACAGUACUAUAACUUUAAAAACUUUGGUAAGAAUGAAUUUGGACACCCGAUGUUCAUGAGGAACCGGAAGAAGCUUCUCCAUCGCAUCAUGCACAAGACUGUCAAGCGCAAGUCACCACGAUUACCACGUCCAACACAGCAGGAAGCAUUUCCGAUGAUAUCGCACCUUCGAAAAGGGAGAAUGCUUGCGGAACAUCAUCACAAGCUUGUAUUCUCUACGCUUGCAACAAUGCAAGAGUUUCUUCCAGAUGGCAAACAAAUGUUCGAGCAACCGUAUUAUGUGAGUCUUCACAGCCCUUUAAAUUCGCUCCACAAUGUUCGAGAAGUCUGGUACACGCGCUCAAUGCUGAAAGAAAUGGUGUUCGCUGGCAAUGCUUUAGACAUUCCCAGUCCCAAUUCGAUCAACCAGCAACUCGCAAUACCGCAAACGGUAGGAAUAGGAUCCCUCGAAGGAUAUGCUUUGAAAUGGCUGCAGCUCAUCCAGGGCCUAGGUAGCAACGCCAGCAAUCCAUGGGAUUUUCUACUGUGUCUCUAG
Cylindrotheca closterium is the source of this 708-nucleotide messenger RNA. The record is from the annotation of a GenBank genome assembly. Lineage: Eukaryota; Bacillariophyta; Bacillariophyceae; Bacillariales; Bacillariaceae.